AUGGGUAAUUCAACAUCCCACCCAAUUUUUUUGGCGCUCAAUGAGUUGCUGCAUUCAAAAAACCUUAAACUUAAGAAAAGUACUUUGAAAAGAUUCCUGACGGAGUGUGACACUGUGGCACCCUGGUUUGCCGUAUCUGGCAGCUUGACACUCUCGUCAUGGAAGAAAUUAGACAAAGAUUUAGAUGUUACUGCGGAGCACGGUGUCCUUGCUCCUGGGGUUCAGCCCGUUUGGACGUUAGUUCGCGGGUGUCUUACUGAUCAAAAAUACAUUAAAGCUAUAAGGAACGGUCAGGCGGCCCUAGAACUUUUACAGGAGGAGAGGUCAGAGUCGGCUACCUCAGUUGAGGCUGCCUCUCCCAUAGGUCAUACCCCGGAUCUAAAAAUAAAACCAAAACAGAAGAAAGAAGAAAAUAGAUUAUACCCUGGCCUGUCAGACUUGGAGGAUAUUAAUAGUUCUGCCGCCCCUACCUCCACCAAAGAGUCUGAGUCAGAAGAGGAGCGGGAGGCCCCCCAUAAAGCACCUUUACAGUCCGCCCGAAGAUUGCUUACAAAAUUACAGCUAGGAAGAAAGAAAGUUAGCCGACUUUACCCAAGGACUGACAUAGUCCCUUCGGCUCCCCCUCCCUAUCCAGAGGCUGUAGCUAAUUCAGGAGGAGCUUGCUUCAACUCAAAAGUUUGGAGACAGGUUAGAACAGAGAUGCCUCUGGCCUAUCCAAUCUUCCAGGACCCACAAGGGAACAGGUUUCAUAAAAUACUGGAUUUUAAAAUUGUAAAAUCCUUGGCCGAGUCAGUCAGAACCUACGGGGUCACAGCAUCCUUUACAGUUGCUCAGUUAGAGACCCUACAUAGAUUUGCCAUGACACCGGCUGAUUGGCGGAAUCUUACAAAGACAUGCUUGUCACCUGGUCAAUAUCUAGAUUGGAAGGCCUAUCUCAAUGAAUUUACAAUUACUCAGAGCGCGGCUAAUGCCGCGGCCGGAGGGCCUCAGGCUGUUUGGGAUACAAAAAUGCUCCUAGGCAUGGGUCAAUACGCCACUCAACAAAAUGCUUAUCCACCAUUGGUGUAUGACCAGAUCAAUCAGAUUGCCAUUAGGGCAUGGAAGGCUCUCCCCAAUAAAGGAAAAACGACUGGCAAUUUGACAAAAAUCUUACAAGGGCCAUCUAAACCUUUUUCUGAUUUUGUGGCCAAGUUGGUGGAGGCGGCAGAAAAAAUCUUCGGUGAUACUGAUACUACCAUGCCGCUAAUAAAGCAACUUGUGUUUAAACAAUGUACCAAAGAAUACAGGGUGGCUAUCAUUCCACUUAGACAUAAGAGACUUGAGAAAUGGAUGAGGGCCUACAGGGAAAUAGGCGGCCCCCUAACUAAUGAGGGACUUGCGGCCGCCGUCAUCAAAUUAAGCAGGGGAGGCGGCCACCCCGGAACUUGCUUCCAUUGUGAUUCUGCCUAUGUGGUUAAUGCUAUAAAGGACCAACAAGACCCCGUGUGGGUUCCAAAACGACUGGUGAGGAAGGCACAGACACCGCUGGAUCCAAAUGAUACAAAUGCCACUCAGGCCGCUCACCCCAUGCUUUCCAAUGAUGAUGAUGAUAACGACAAUGGCGGUGGCGGAGCCUCGCUGGGGGAUUCUAUCGACCUUUCCAAUGCUGAUGCUGGUCCGCCAUAA
Molecule: messenger RNA, 1665 nt
Organism: Mesocricetus auratus (golden hamster)
Lineage: Eukaryota; Metazoa; Chordata; Mammalia; Rodentia; Cricetidae
Product: igE-binding protein-like
Exons: 3
Coding region: 1-1665 (554 amino acids)
Biological process (GO): viral process
Molecular function (GO): structural molecule activity
Source: RefSeq, a predicted model, not a curated record